Messenger RNA from Artibeus jamaicensis (Jamaican fruit-eating bat), 1682 nucleotides. Its product is annotated as gametogenetin-binding protein 1-like. NCBI's taxonomy places the organism in Eukaryota, Metazoa, Chordata, Mammalia, Chiroptera, Phyllostomidae. Bases 810 to 1682 code for a protein of 290 amino acids. The record is from RefSeq and is a predicted model, not a curated record. The transcript has 6 exons.
AGUUUCUUAAGCCCCACUAGUGCCAUGCACUUCAGCAAGCAUUGUCUCACUGAAUCUUCCCGAGAACCCUUGGAAGCGAUGCCCUCAACUUCACGCCCUGUACAGAUAAAGCAGCUGAGGCUCAGCUGGUUUAAGGCACUCUCCCAAAAUCUCUGAGCGGGGUUCAUAAUCAAGUCUGGAGGUGCCAUGGGGAAUAAUAAUACUAAACUGAGAUUUAACAUGCAACUAGGUGUACCAGGCACCUCAGUGGUCCCUGGAGAUAGAAAUCCUGAUGGAGAUAGGCAGGCAAACAGACAAAACCACAAUGAGGUCUGUGCUCCCACCUGGGCACAUGCAAGCUGAGUGUUCAGAGGGAAGAGGACAAGGAGGACGGAUGGUGUCCGGCUGCCAGCAAUGGUUUUCAAGGACAGAAGCAGCCACAGCCUGGGGCAGGACCAGCCAGGUAGAGAGGGUGGGCCGAGUCCUCAAGGGCCCUUGCCCCAUUCUCAGGCAGAGGGGGUGGGGGGGCUGCCCCCAGCUUCCGCUUCCGGCUCCCCACCCACACACUUCCUCACCACCUACCCCCAGACUGGCUCCCUAUGCCUCCUCCCCUGCCUUAUAAGCCCCCUGACCUUUCUACCCCUAAUUAACCCCCCCACUACGUCCCACCAUCACUCCCCACUCUCACCUGCCUGACCUUUGCCUUCUAGAACUCCUGGAAGUUUCCAACUGUUGCUUUUAAUUUGAAAACUCAUCCCAUUCUUAAGCAGUUGGUCCUGGGUGGAGUUGGUCCUCCAACCCCUGGAUCGCAAAUUUUGUGCCACUCCUCCAUGUUCCACUUUUUUCGUAGCCUGGUGGGGAGCAAGGGCAGCCCAAAGAGCUCUGGCAAGGCCCUGUUGGGAGAUCAGCAGUGCCCCUUGAGAGAGCUGGCUGCUGCGUCCUUGGUGGCAACCGGCCAGAGGGAAGUGGGGAAGAAGGAUCCCAGGCUGCAAGCCUCAGUGCCCCACACCCUCUCUAUGGCCCUGCCACAGCACAGUCCCUCAGGGCUGGGGAUGGGGGUUGGGGUCUUGGGCAUCACAGCCCCAGGUGCAGAGGUAAAGUCAGUUCUGCCCAGAGAAAGCCUGGAGGUUCUAGGCAAUCUGUCUGAGAAGGAGGAGAGGGAAGAGGAGGAGGAGGAAGAGGCAGUAGAGGAGGCCUCCGGAGAUACAGGGACCUCAGACAGGGGCCACUCUCCCCAAGCCCUGGAGGUGAAGCAGAGGGCCACAGGACCACCGGAGGUCAGCCCCGAGGUCUUCACCAGGGAGGAGGAAAAGGAGUGUCUGCUGGACGGAGACCUCAGGCUGGCCUCUUUGAACGUGGGGGCAACUCCCUGGAACCACCUCCUCACCUUGUACAAGCAACUUCAGAAACUGGCCAUGGCCAAGGAGGAAGGUGAGGAAGAGGAAAUGGAGGAAGAGGACAGCUCAUUCCAGCUCUGUGUUCCAGGCAUUGUCACCCUCCAGUCGCCACUGCAUAAGACAUUUAGGUCAACAGACACAGUGGGCUUCACGGAGCCAGAGUUAGAGAAGCUUCUGGUAGUACAACAGGAGUCCCGCCUCUGGAAGAUGGGCGGCCCCGAGGGCCAGGAGCCACUGAAGCAUCCCGAGAUCUCCCUGGAGGAGGCAGGCAUCGUGCACGACCAGAGUCCAAAUGUCCACUUUUGA